Messenger RNA from Exophiala aquamarina CBS 119918, 513 nucleotides. RefSeq lists its product as uncharacterized. Lineage: Eukaryota; Fungi; Ascomycota; Eurotiomycetes; Chaetothyriales; Herpotrichiellaceae. Bases 1 to 513 code for a protein of 170 amino acids. The transcript is spliced from 4 exons. The record is from RefSeq and is a predicted model, not a curated record. Gene Ontology annotation, cellular component: mitochondrion; acetolactate synthase complex. Gene Ontology annotation, biological process: L-valine biosynthetic process. Gene Ontology annotation, molecular function: thiamine pyrophosphate binding; acetolactate synthase activity; flavin adenine dinucleotide binding.
AUGUCCCGCCUUCGAGACUUUCUUCCAGAGCAGACCACCCUCGUCAUCGAAGCAGUGACGAAUGCCAUCCCUCCUGGAACACUGUUCGGAACCGGCGCCGGUGGGCUAGGAUGGCUUGGAGGCGCUGCUCUAGGUGUCAAGCUUGCAAAGCCUCAGGACUUUGUCUGUGCAGUUGUUGGAGAUGGAACUUUCCUAUUCUCACAGAUGGAAAGCACAUUUUGGAUCGCGAAACGCUACGACAUUCCUAUUUUACUCAUCGUUCUCAACAACGGCGGUUGGAAUGCGCCCAAGGUGUCGGCUCUACUGGUCCACAAAAACGGGUAUACUUCUCAACAUAAUAGAAAAGAUGUCAACAUCUCCUUCGAACCGUCUCCAGAUUACGUGGGAAUAGCCGCUGCCGCAGGGAAUGUCUGGGGCGGCAGCAUUAAGGAGAUCCACGAAGUCGACGCUGUCCUCAAAGAAGCGGUCAGCGUCGUGAAGGCUGGUAAAUCUGCUGUUGUCGAAAUCCGGUAA